Molecule: messenger RNA, 1284 nt
Organism: Asparagus officinalis (garden asparagus)
Lineage: Eukaryota; Viridiplantae; Streptophyta; Magnoliopsida; Asparagales; Asparagaceae
Product: protein CHROMOSOME TRANSMISSION FIDELITY 7-like
Biological process (GO): mitotic sister chromatid cohesion
Cellular component (GO): chromatin; nucleus
Molecular function (GO): protein-lysine-acetyltransferase activity
Source: RefSeq, a predicted model, not a curated record
GCAAAAAGUAAUCAAAAUGCUCAUGAGACCUCCCACAAAAUCCCCAGUUAUGUCCCGCUCCAAAAACUCAAAAGGAACGAGAUAAUGCAAGCAAAGAUCAGCUCCUUCUUCAAACCCCACUGCGAUCCUCUGCAGAGCUGCGAUCAGAUCGACGGCAGCAAAGGCGAAAUCUUUGCAAAAAAUGAUCGUCCUGAGAUUUUAGUGACAUACAAGUGCCGAGAUCCCAAGCCUAACGAAGCCAUCAGCAGUGGCGCCGAAGUAAACCAAUCUAAUAGCAAUGAGAUGGAGAGAGCAAAUGAGAGCUCAUCAAACACGUCACAACAAUCUCGAUCUUGUGGCCAAAUUUUGAACAAGAAGAGAAGCUACAGUCAAUUCCAUUUGGAGCUGGGGCAAUCUGAUUUCCUUCUUCACACUUGCUCCGUGUGUGGAUUGAUGUAUGCACGAGGAGAUGAAGGUGAUGAGAAGGUUCACAAGACAUUUCAUAAGGAUUACUAUCAAGGAGUUCAAUUUAAGGGUUGGCGCAGUGAAAGAGUGGUCUUUAAAUGUAAUAACAACGGGGAUCGCAUUGUAUUGGUGCUAGACGGUGAUCCUCCUGCCCAUAAGUAUAAGGCACAACAAGUUAUUAAGAUAAUAGAGAAGGAACUUGGUUUUGGUGGUGGAAUGCUUUGUCAUGAACUCUGCCAGGUUUAUCUGUUCAUCUCAAAUCACAGAAUAAUCUCAAGUCCAAACACCUGUAAAGAUUCUGAUGAGAACUUCAAGCAGAAAGACACUGUUAAAGAAGUUAAGAGACCUUGUUCAUCUUCACUCAACUUUGGAAACAUAAAAUUUCAGAGGGAAAUCGUAAGAAAAGGUGCUGUAAAUAGACACAAAAUGGAUGAGUGGGAUAAUGGAGCAAUCCUAUGUAACGAAGAAGCAGUGACUGCUGUUUGCGGAAUUAGAGCAAUUUGGGUUGUGCCUGGAAGUAGAAGAAACAGAGUAGCUUCAAAAUUACUUGAUGCUACAAGGAAAUCUUUUUGCAGAAGCCAUGAAUUGGAACUUUGUGAAAUUGCAUUUUCCUCACCAUCCUCUUCAGGAAAGGCCUUCGCUUCAAGUUAUAGCGGCAGCAAGUCAUUCUUGAUCUACAAGUCUGGGGAUGUUUAAUUUAGGUUGUUUGUGGGUCUCUUGAAAUGAUUUUGAUGCUUUCAAUUAGGUCUUUCUUGAUUUAGAAGACUUCAUGCUGGGAUCGGUCGCCAACCUGAUAAUGGCCUAUUCAGGUGUUUUGAAUUAGUGACAAGUUUCUUGCAA